AGAGCAAGAAAAGGUGGGAAGGAAGGGCACGGAAAAAAGGGAGAGGGGGGGGAUCCCUUCUUCUCCUUUGCUCCAGGAGAAGCGGUUUCUUAACCCCCCCCCCCAAUAGCCCAGGAGAAGAAAACCAGCCUCUGCUGGGCAGCCACCCCUUGGCCCCCUCGUUGUGCCUGUCUCUGCCCCUCUUCGGGCUUUGGUGUGGUGGCGGGUUUUUUUUUCGUUUCUUUUUAAUUUGAUCUCUCGUAAAACCGAGAAGGAGAAUGUGAAAAGGGGGGAAAAUGCCCAGGAGGAAGCAGGAGCAACCCAAGCGCCUCUCUUCACAUGGUAGUAGACAGGAAGAAGCUGAAGGUGAACUUAGUGAGGAAGAACAUUGGUUUGGAAACUCUUCAGAAACUCUGUCUGAAGCAUCUUAUGGAGAAGUCCAGGAGAACUUCAAGUUAUCCUUUGAGGACAGAAUCCAAGAACAGUCCACCUCUCCAGACACUUCUUUGGGUAGUGCAACUCCAAGCAGCAAUACAUUGGAGUUGGCUGCUGUUGAGAAUGAGGCUCUACGAGAUGUAUUACAGAACAAAGACCAUCUCUCCCCUGGUGUGUCUUCUGUAUGUGAAGAUGACACUCCUGGCCCAAAUAAGCCCCUGAGUAGUAACCUGAGACGUCUGCUGGAGGCUGGUUCUCUCAAGCUAGACACUAGUAUUACAGUUAACGGCAGGGUUGAGUCACCUGUAAACCUUGGCUCGAAUCUCUCCUUUUCUCCAUCUACCCAUCAUGCUCAGCAGCUAAGUGUCCUUGCUAGAAAGCUUGCUGAAAAACAGGAACAAAACGACCAAUUUGGUGCAAACAACCGGUUUAUAUGGAAUCAAGGCAAGUGGUUGCCCAACUCAACGCCACCUUGUGGCUUAUCUCCAGAUUCAGCAAUCCUAAAAUUGAAAGCAGCAGCUAAUGCAGUCCUUCAGGACAAGUCCCUUUCUCGAACUGAAGAUCCAAUACGGUUUGAAACUUUUUCAUCGCCAUUUAGUUCCCAGUCUGCCAGCUCCACCUUAGCUGCGUUAUCAAAGAAAGUCAGUGAAAGAAGCAUGACUCCUGGGCAGGACCACCCACCGCCAGCCAGCUCUUUCCUUUCUCUCGCCUCAAUGACUUCUUCAGCAGCCUUACUCAAGGAGGUUGCGGCUAGAGCUGCAGGCAGUCUUUUGGCUGAGAAGAAAAAGUCGCUGGUUGCAGAGGAUCCCCUGCAGCUUUCAGACACGAAACAAGAGAAAGUGUCUCCACCACAGUCUUUGGAAUUACUGUUACUCCCAGCCCCUAAAGGAAGAGCUUCUAAAACCACUAACCCAGCCUCAGAAGAGGAAGGUGGAAAACCUUUCCAAUGUCCAAUCUGUGGCCUGGUUAUAAAAAGGAAGAGCUACUGGAAGCGACACAUGGUGAUUCAUACAGGCUUGAAAAGUCAUCAGUGCCCUUUGUGUCCAUUUCGCUGUGCACGCAAGGACAAUCUCAAAUCGCACAUGAAGGUUCACCAACACCAGGACCGGGGAGAAACAUUUCAGUGCCAGCUAUGUCCUUUUACCUCCUCUCGCCACUUCAGCCUGAAACUCCACAUGCGUUGCCAUCAACAUUUCCUGAGGACAGAAGCCAAAGUGAAAGAAGAGAUCCCAGAAAUGGAUAUUAAGGGAUCCCCGCUGUCAAAUGACAAUUCCAAUACGGGGCAGCAGAUAGACGGGGGAACGGAUCACACGGGGAGUGCAGCCACACCCUCUAAAACUCCUGAGGCAGUUGGGCAGGCCGGGGCUGCCAUCUCCCCAUUGCUGGUGAAAGAAGAGCCCAAAGAUGACAACAAUGCCUCUGCCCCAUCCUUUCCUCCCAGUGUGGUUGACAGAAUCACCAACAAUACUAAGCUAAAAGACUCCAUUGACUUUGUGACCAAUACAGCGUCAGCACUUUUUAGCCAGGAUAUCUCGGUGAAGAUGGCUUCAGAUUUCCUUAUGAAACUCUCCGCUGCAAAUCAGAAAGAACCGUUGACUCCUACAUUCAAAGUGAAAGAUGAACCGAAAGAUGAGGAAAAUACAAGCUCCACUUUGCCUAAAUCUAGUUAUGUUUUCAGCCAUGAACCUGAAACGUCUGCCCCAAGCAUUCCCCAGGAGAAUCUCAAAUCACAGGAAGUGCCAGCAAAUGUAUUACAGCAAGACAUGUCAGUCAAAGCAGCAUCUGAACUUCUGAUGAAGCUAUCAGCAGAAAGUUACAAGGAAUCCCAGACAGUAAAAAUUAAAGAAGAGCCAAUGGAAGUUGAUAUUCAUGAUUCCCAACCCUUGGUGUCACCCAGCCAAAACAUCAGUUAUAGCACUUUACUCAGGCAAGAGGUAACGGAACACAUACAAAAGAUACCAGAAAGCCGAGUGCUCCCUGAGAGAAACCUCUUCAGCCAAGAUAUAUCAGUGAAGAUGGCUUCAGAGCUACUUUUUCAAUUGUCAGAAAAAGUGAGCAAAGAGCACAAUCACUCUAAAGAUAACACCAUUGCAGCUACAACUAGCCCCUUUUUUUCUGAAGAUACAUUUAGACAAUCACCAUUCACUUCCAACACAAAAGAUCUGCUGUCUAAUGAUACUACUGUUCAUGGAAGGACAACAGUAACAGAAACAGAGAAGAUAGGGCUGGAGGCUGGAAAUGGGUUGCCACCUUGGAAAUUUAAUGACCAGCUCUUUCCCUGUGAUGUGUGUGGAAAAGUGUUUGGCCGACAGCAGACGUUGUCCCGACAUCUCUCCCUGCACACAGAAGAGAGAAAAUACAAAUGCCAUUUGUGCCCAUAUGCUGCUAAGUGCCGUGCUAACCUGAACCAGCACCUGACUGUCCAUUCCGUGAAGCUGGUGAGUACAGACACUGAGGACAUUGUCAGCGCUGUCACUUCCGAAGGCAGUGAUGGAAAGAAGCACCCUUAUUACUACAGUUGUCAUGUGUGUGGAUUUGAAACCGAGAUGAAUGUCCAGUUUGUCAGUCAUAUGUCGCUUCAUGUGGAUAAAGAACAGUGGAUGUUUUCUAUUUGCUGCACAGCCUGUGAUUUUGUUACCAUGGAAGAGACAGAGAUGAAGGCUCAUGUGGCCACCAGACAUGCAGGUGAAGAGAGGAAGACACCCAGUGAUUCAAACAGUCCUUCUUCUUCUUCCCUGUCUGCACUUAGCGAUUCUGCCAACAGCAAAGAAGAUGCAGAGAUGAGCCCCAAACCCAAGGGUCAAACCAACCUCCUAGUUAUUUCUGUAGUGCCUGGUAGCCAGACCAUAAUAAAUGCGGAAGAGAAGUCAGAGAAAGGUUUUGAAUGUGUUUUCUGUAACUUUGUCUGCAAAACAAAAAACAUGUUUGAACGCCAUUUACAAAUCCACUUGAUCACACGGAUGUUUGAAUGUGAUGUGUGCCACAAGUUCAUGAAGACUCCUGAGCAAUUACUGGAGCACAAGAAAUGCCACACUGUCCCCACCGGUGGGCUCAAGUGCCCAUUCUGCAUUUACUCCACAAACCGUCCUGCAGCAAUGGAGUGCCAUUUGAAGACCCACUACAAAAUGGAGUACAAGUGCCGGAUCUGCCAGGCAGUGAAAGCCAAUCAGCUGGAACUGGAAAUGCACAUCCGGGAGCAUCGCCUUGGCAACCAUUACAAGUGUGACCAGUGUGGCUAUCUUUCAAAGACGGCCAACAAGCUGAUUGAGCAUGUGCGCGUACACACUGGGGAGCGCCCUUUUCACUGUGACCAGUGCAGCUACAGCUGCAAGCGCAAAGACAAUCUUAACUUGCACAAGAAGCUCAAGCAUGCUCCCCGGCAGACCUUCAGCUGCGAAGAGUGCCUCUUCAAGACGACCCACCCUUUUGUCUUCAGCCGCCAUGUGAAGAAGCACCAGAAUGGGGAUUGCUCUGAAGAGGAGAAGAGGAAUCAGGGGGCAAACUCCAAGGAAGCUAGCCCUCUCCUUGCUACCAACAGUCCCCGAAGCCUCUUGUCACCUCUCUCAGUGAUGUCUGCGUCCCAGGCACUGCAGACGGUGGCCAUGUCAGCCGUGCACGGUAGCGGGGUAGAGCCAAACCUGGCACUUAAGGCCUUGGCCAUAAACGGCACUUCCCUGUACUUUGACAAGUACCGAAACUCUGACUUCGCCCACCUCAUUCCCUUAACUAUGUUCUUCCCCAAGAACCACUUUGAGAUCACAUUCCAUGCACCCAGACCACAGACUCUACGCCUGGGUGACACAUCUUCGCCGAAGCACUCCUUCCUCGCCUAUCUGGGACUCACUGAGAGGGCAAAAACUGUCUGAGGGCAGCUGUGUUCUGUACCAAAAAUACUCCACCAACCUCCCUGUCUCCCCCCCACCGAACAUACACCACAGAUACCCAGCAGGUAUAUAUGCAUUGCUGCAAACCAUACAUCCAAGAGGUAUGGCUGGCUGAACAUUUGUACUAUAGAACAUUCGUAGUAAGGAGUAGGAAAAAAAAAAAAGAAAUGGCUGUGUGUCUCCGUAAUACGUUGAGAUCAAGGCUGCUUCAUUCAGACUUCAGAGAGGUGACCUCCUGCAUACUUCUAUCCUCAGAAGCAUGUUCCCAGUACUCUUAAACUAAAAACAGAAAACUAUUUUGUCUUGUUUAAGCUGAACAAGAGUGUCCUUAAUGGCAAUCAGCACUUGCUAAGAUGACGUAUUGAUGCAUUUUACUUUGAGUUUGUGAGCAUGAGCGUGUCUGAAAGAGAGUCAGUGUGCCAUAAACAUUACUUUUGCACAUCCUUUUGUACUGGCUUAUUUAAUAUGAACACAUGAAGCUGCCUUAUACCACGUCAGACCCUUGGUCCAUCUAGCCCAGUAUAAUCCACUCUGACUGGCAGCACUUCCUCGCAAUCUCUCCGCCUGAGAGUCUUUUAACUGGAGAUGUUGGGAAUUAAAUCGGGGUCCUUUAUUACAUGUAAAGCAUGCGCUCCACCACCUGAGUGACAGCCCUAACCCUGGUGAUAAUUAUUGCAGUUUCCCAUGCUCACCACUUUGCCUGCUUCUCUUUAUUUUGCAGCUAUCAGAAUAUGGAAACAGCAAUGCUCAGAUCAAAGAGAACUAGCACACCAGUCAGUGCUGCUUGAAAUUUGCUGUAGAAAUAGUUAUAUUUGGCCUCUGAUCUGAGAAAUACAAGGACCAGGGCAGAACUAGACAAUAGGAAAUUAUUUUUAGCCAUGCAAAGUGCAGGCUGAUUUACACAUCGCAGCUUUCCCACAUGGAGUUGAUCUUUGUGUGGGCAAAUGACAAUGUAGUUUUGUUUCACAGACAACACAAAUGUUUUUUUUCUUUUUGCAGACAAAUUGGGUAGCCACGGAGCAUACGUACAUACUGCCCAGUGGCUGUAGUCAUGUCCCCACUCCCGCCCCACAAGUGCUUUCUGCUCUCCCUUUGAAAUGUUCCAAUGAAUCUGCAUACUCCAAAACAGAGGUUAUAUCUAUGCAGGAGAAAAAAAUGUGUGAAGUGGCUCUGGGCAUGGAGCAGUAACACAUAGGAGGGAGGAGGCUAGACCUAUAAAUAUCAAGUGCAUUCCACGCAUGCAGAAAGUCUCCUGGGGUCUCACUCAGUCAGGGCCACUUCUCACAAUACCUUUUGUACUUGAGUACAGAUAUCCAAGAGCCAGGUACACAUGCUGGGCAUCCAUUUGAAAUGGGACACAUACGUUGCAUUUAAAUUGCUGCUUUUCUCUGUAAAAUAACUGGAGAGAGAAACUUGAUCAUCUCCCUGUCGUGCGUCUGUCUAGUUUGCUAAGAAAAGAGGUGAUUUAAAGACACGUGCACCAUUCAGAAGUGAUGCAAGGUCAAUAACGGCAUGGGGAUGGCAGGGUGGGAUCAUCGCCAGCAGCCUGCAGAUCAGGAGAUCAAACAUACAUAUUCUCAGGCUGUCUCAGUGCAAUGGUUACCUUGGUUUGCAGAAGACAAGAGUGUACAUUUUACAGUGAUUUAAUCCAGGAAAGGGUUGUUGUUGUUUUUUUAAAAAGGAAGGGUUUUCUAAAUUCUGGGUAUAAAUGCUCAGACUAAAUAAAGGCAGGUUUUGCACAGUGCUUGAGUCUUGCACUAGUAUGUUUAUCACUAGCAAAAAAAUAAAUAAAUAAUGAUAAGAAAAGAAAAAGUAUAGACAUGAAAAUGUUUCUUCUGUUGACUGAAGAAACAUCAGAUUGUAUAUUUGAAAAGUUCAUGGUGAGUUCUUUUAAUCAGAGAAAACGGUGCUGUUAAAUCAUACAAUUCUCUUUUAUAUGCCCAAUUGUUCAACUGUAUUGGCAAAUGUUGUGACCCUAUAAACAUUAUCGUUCAUGUUAUUUGUAUUCCUUUAUAUUGUUUUGUUACUGCCUAUUCAAGUAUGCUCUUUUAGCAAGCUAACUUUAUAUUUUCUUAAACUCUUACUUUGUGGUCAUUAAAAUGACAUAAAUAUUGCACUUUAUUGCAGUGAGAAGCAAAUGUUGCAUUCCUAAUAAGAUGAUCUAAGUCAACUGGUAACAUUUCCCAAGGUUUAACCUUUAUCUUUCCUGUGUACUGAUGAUCUUUGUCUGUCAUCAGCACAUCCAGCUUCUUCCAAAUACAUGGGAAGAAAUGCAGAUCUAUGUAAGAAUUCAAAGCCAAGAAAGGGUUUACAAUAGAGAGCAAGGAGAACAGUGCCCUAAAUAUUAGGAAAUUACAAUACACUGCUGUCAAAGUUGCAAGAGUCCACACAGUGGUUUAACCAACAUGUGGCCUCACCCAGCUACCCUAUUAACAGUAAAAUAAAGCGUUGUUUUAAUUAUUUCUAACA
Messenger RNA from Pogona vitticeps (central bearded dragon), 6767 nucleotides. RefSeq names its product zinc finger protein 827 (gene ZNF827). Gene Ontology annotation, cellular component: nucleus. Gene Ontology annotation, biological process: positive regulation of transcription by RNA polymerase II. NCBI's taxonomy places the organism in Eukaryota, Metazoa, Chordata, Lepidosauria, Squamata, Agamidae. The record is from RefSeq and is a predicted model, not a curated record.